Messenger RNA from Hevea brasiliensis (rubber tree), 1292 nucleotides. RefSeq lists its product as uncharacterized. The transcript is spliced from 8 exons. Bases 43 to 981 code for a protein of 312 amino acids. Lineage: Eukaryota; Viridiplantae; Streptophyta; Magnoliopsida; Malpighiales; Euphorbiaceae. Gene Ontology annotation, molecular function: hydrolase activity, acting on ester bonds. The record is from RefSeq and is a predicted model, not a curated record.
CAAAGCGCGUGUGCGUAACCCAGACUCAAGAACUCGGUCGGAAUGAUGCCUGUGAAAUUGUUUGAUGCACACUGUCACCUCCAAGACCCGCGAAUCCUCAACAAGGUUCCGCAACUCAUCGCCACUUCCCUUGAUACUGGGAUAAUUCGUUUCGCCGUUAAUGGCGUCUGCGAGCGAGAUUGGCAUCUGGUUAAAGAGAUGGGGGAUCUGUAUCCUUCUGUGAUUCCCUGCUUUGGUCUCCAUCCCUGGUUUAUUUCAGAGAGGACUUCCAACUGGUUCAACACGCUCAAAGAAUUCUUUGAGACCACUCCUUCUGCUGCUGUUGGUGAGAUUGGUUUGGACAAAGGUUCUCAUGGAAAGAAGAUUGAUUUCACGGACCAGGUUGAAGUGUUUCAGCAACAGCUUGAACUUGCUAAAGAAUUGAAUAGACCAGCCUCUGUUCAUUGUGUUCGUGCAUUUGGCGAUCUUCUUGAAAUAAUGAAAAGCAUGGGACCUUUCCCUGCUGGUGUUAUUCUUCAUUCUUACUUAGGUUCUGCUGAGAUGGUUCCUGAAUUUGCCAAGCUUGGUGCAUACUUCUCAUUCUCAGGCUUCCUUAUGUCCAUGAAAGUGCAGAAGGCUAAACGCAUGCUGAAAGCGGUAUCUUCUGAUAGAAUUUUAUUGGAGACAGAUGCCCCUGAUGCCUUGCCUAAUUCAAAUUUGGAUUCUCUAUUUUUGGUUGAUGGAGAUAAAUCUACCUCUGAAGGGACUCAAACCCAAGGAGAAAAUUCUGCUUCAAGCACUGCCAGUCCUGAUGACUAUCAUUCCCAUGCUUCAAUAGAUGCAUCAUCGCCACCAAAAGAAACCCUUAAUCAUCCAGCAAAUAUCCACAAUGUACUCAGUUAUGUUGCAUCUUUGUUGGACGUCUCCAAAGAAGAACUUGCAGAAUUGAGUUAUAGAAAUGCUGUACGCAUAUUCUCUUACAAAGGUUCGAAGGUAUUGUAAAGAUAGUUAUUGGGAACAUAAUUGGUACACCUGUUUUUCGUUAAUUACCUAAUAUAGUAAUUCCACAAGAAACAAUGUAUAUAAUGCUGAAAUGCUUGCCCUGGUUAUGGGAGAUGUCGUCUUGAGCAAUGUAUAUUUGGUUUUUCACCAUCUAAAGUUUGUGUGAACUCCUUUCAAUUUUCCAUCAUUUCUCCCAACUUAAGAUGGUUGCCUUGGCUGCCGAGUUGUUCAGUGUAAUGGAAUAAUUGUAAUACAAUCUGUGCUCUGCUGUGUUGUGCCAUAAUGACAGUAUAAAAUCAAAAUUUGCUUUC